Messenger RNA from Eucalyptus grandis, 1656 nucleotides. RefSeq names its product organelle RRM domain-containing protein 1, chloroplastic. Gene Ontology annotation, molecular function: RNA binding. The record is from RefSeq and is a predicted model, not a curated record. NCBI's taxonomy places the organism in Eukaryota, Viridiplantae, Streptophyta, Magnoliopsida, Myrtales, Myrtaceae. Gene Ontology annotation, biological process: cytidine to uridine editing; mitochondrial mRNA modification. Gene Ontology annotation, cellular component: mitochondrion. The coding region runs from base 130 to 1317 and encodes 395 amino acids. The transcript is spliced from 9 exons.
ACCUGCCAAAAAAAAAAGGUUAAAAAAAAAAGAUUGAAGGCAAAAUCGCGCGCGCGCACAAUAUCUAUCUCCAGGAAAGAGAGAGAGAAGAUUUUCAUUGGUUCUGAAUGUCGCCGUAGUCCGGCAGCCAUGGACGCUGCUUCCUCCGCCGUCGCCGUCGCCGUCGCCGCCUCGCUACCGCCCAAACGGCCUCGCGACAAGACUCUCUUUCUACCCCGGCGCACCGUCUCCGCCGCUUCUUCUUCGUUCAGCUUCAAUCUCGCUCUCUCUCCUCGCCGCCGUCUCCCCUCUGCCUCCGCCUCUUCGACUUCAGCCUCCUCCUCCUCAUCUCCUCCCCUCCCUUAUCUCUCUUCCGAUUCCGUCUCCCGGGAGCUCCGCCGCUGGCUGGUCUCCACCGACGCUCCUCCGGCGGGGCGGGAUUCGAAGCCCGAGGUCGUCGAUUUCUACGUCGGCGUGCUCCGGAGAGUUCUCGGCAGCGAGAGGGAUGCUCAGAUGUGCAUGUACGACGCUUCCCGUGAAAUCCCCUUCGGAUUUCGUUGCGAGGUCGAUGAAGAUACGGCUCGCCAGCUCGCCCGCGUACCUGGAGUUUUAGCAGUUAAGCCUGAUCCGGAUUAUAUAUCAGCAAAAGAGGAUUUCUCGGACAGGCAACCCGGUUACUUGUCUGACCCAAACAUUGGAAACCCAUGGCUGUUUCCAUUGGGGACUACUAAACAAUGGCUUGUCCGGGUGGACAAACCAGGAGUCGGAGUGGUUACUAAGGCACAGAUGGUCGAUUAUUAUGCUCAAAUAUUGGCCAAGGUUCUUGGGAAUGAGAAGGAUGCGCAGAUGUGUAUUUAUCACGUUUCCUGGCUAUCCGACUAUGGUUUCUGUUGUGAAAUAGAUGAAGAAUGUGCAAGAGAGCUAGCUGAUAUCCCUGGCGUUCUAUCUGUUCAACCAGAUGAGAAUUAUAAAUCUGAGAUAAAGGAUUAUGGAGGUAGCAAUUUGCAGAAUGCUACAGGUUCAGCAGCGUCCUCUGGAGCAGAUCAUACAUCCCCUAUAAGAACAAAGAAACUUUUUGUAACUGGUCUCUCAUUUUACACAUCUGAGAAAACAUUACGAGCUGCAUUUGAAGGCUUCGGGGAUCUUGUGGAAGUGAAAAUCAUAAUGGACAAGAUAUCAAAAAGGUCAAAAGGAUUUGCUUUUGUUGAGUAUACUACGGAGGAAGCUGCAAGUGCAGCACUGAAAGAGAUGAAUGGCAAGAUCAUAAAUGGCUGGAUGAUAGUCGUUGAUGUUGCAAAGAGUAACCCACCACGCCACAGCAGAGGCCGCCCCAGAUAAGCUACUAGAGAGAGAGAAUUAGGGCUUUCAUUUAUUUAUUGUUUAAACUCCUGCAGUCACGAUAACAGUUUUGCUCCAUCCAGCCCGUUCUCAAUUUAUUCACAUUCUUGGUGCAUCAUGCCUCCAAAGUGCAAGUUCUCGUGAAGAUCUUGGAGUCCGCUGUCGGGUGGCGUUCUCAUGUUGUGCUAGGCAUUUUGAGUCAUGACAUUCUUGGCCGGGACUUCGUGUAUACUUCACUCACGAAAUUUCCUUAUUUCUCGUCAGAUUUCAUUCGUGUUCGAAUCAGUCGUUUUUCUUGGUACUCAAUCUUCGGAUUUAUUGAAGAUAAGUUCAACGUUA